Messenger RNA from Phytophthora infestans T30-4, 642 nucleotides. RefSeq lists its product as uncharacterized. Bases 1 to 642 code for a protein of 213 amino acids. NCBI's taxonomy places the organism in Eukaryota, Oomycota, Peronosporomycetes, Peronosporales, Peronosporaceae. The transcript has 3 exons. The record is from RefSeq and is a predicted model, not a curated record.
AUGCUCGGAACAGGAGUGAAGGUGGCGGUGCUUGCAGCAGCUGUAGCGUGCUACGUACAUCCGCAGCUGCUUCUGCAGCCUUUGCUCGGGUCAGAUCUGGAUGGCGCAGAUGCUGAGGCGUCAGUGCGUGUGCUGCGGGGUCUGCUGACGCUGCUGAGCUAUGGAUUGGCCAUCAUCCGACCUUCUUGGUUCUGGGUGCUCGUGGUUGUAGCGGCGCUUCAGCUCACUCUGUGGGGGCUGCAGUUGGCUGAAGAUUCCUUGCUUGGGCUGAGCUUAGAGGCGGAGAAGAAUGUGUUCAUGGUGGGCGCUGUGGUCUGCUUCGGGACCAUCGUGAGCAUCAUUCUGUUUGGAGGCAAAAGUGAUACGAAAGCUCGUUUCCGAAAGCGACUGAUUGCGUUUUACACGAAGCACAACCCGGAGAAGCUGCCCGACGUGGACGAUUUGGUGGAGAAGUACGAGCUCAAUGAGGAGUUAUUGUUCCAGCGACUGCACCGGAAAUACAAUGCGCUAGCUGCAGGAGCAGACAAUCACUCGGUUAUGAAGAAUAUUGACGAGGGUGAGUUCCUGUAUGAAGAGGAAGAAGAGGAAAGACUGGAAACGUUUAUUUACCGCACAGAAGAGUUCAGGCAGCAGUGGGAGUGA